AUGGCGGCGCAGGGGGAGGACCCGCUGGGCUAUUUCGCGGCCUACGGCAGCUCCAGCUCCGACUCGGAGCCCGACGAGCCCCAGCCCGACGAGCGCCCCGCGGGGGCCGGCGCGUCCGCGGGGGGCAGCCCGGGGCGGCCGCGGCUGCCGCCGCCCGACGAGCUCUUCCGCCGGGUGUCGCAGCCGCCCGCCUUCCUCUACAACCCGCUCAACAAGGAGAUCGACUGGGAGAGCCGCGUCCUGCGGGCGCCCGAGGAGCCCCCCAGGGAGUUCAAGGUGUGGAGGAGCAACGCCGUGCCCCCGCCGGAGACCUACAGCCCGCCCGAGAAGCCGCCGCCGCCGGCGCCCGCCGUCGACAUGGCCAUCAAGUGGUCCAACAUCUACGAAGACAACGGCGACGACGCUCCCCGGCCGGCCGGCAAGGCCAAGUUCCUGCCGGACGAGGAGCAGGAGCCCCUGGAAUCGGAUGGUGAAAAAGAUGAUGAACCAGCUUCUGCUAAGAAACGUAAAGUAGACUCUGGAGAGCAGGCAAAGAAGAAGAAGAAGAAGGUAAUAUUCCUGGAAGCUCAGAGGAACUCCUGCAGGACUGGCUCACGGUCCCUGUGCCAGAGCCUGGUGUCAUCUCUGCCACCAGCUGGGCAGUCUGUUAGGCUGGGCAGGAAGAGAUGCCACCAAGGACUAUGUGCCAUAGUUUGUGCAGCCACUGAAGACUAGCAGGACAUCACACCAAUACAUCACAUGAGGCAUGAUGAGAUAGAAUAGCUGACUAAUAUUUGGGUUAAAUAUUUGGAAAUUCUUCCUGACCACAUGACUGGUGAGGCUGUUGGAAUAAUAGAAGGACCGUACCAUAUAACUUGAGGUAUUUAAACCGAGAUUGAUUUGAAUAUGAGCAAAUGGAGGAGACAUGAUUAAGGGAGCACAAAUGAGAAUCUAUCUUUUCACCUCCAUUUUCUUGGGUUCUGUUCUGUCUCCCAGGAGUGACUGAAUGUUGUGAUGGACAUUAAUAAUUCAAAGAAGCUUGACCAUGCCACCUUCAUGUCAGCUGCUGUCCUUUUGUCGUUCCUUGUUAUGACAGAAGUGGGUGAGUGCUGGUAGCAAGCUGUCAGCAGAUGGUAGGCAGCAACUCUGGCAAGUUUGCAAAUGAGGUACUUUCCCCGCUGCAGCCAGCAGGAUCAACUAUUAAUCUCCUUGCUACACUGCUCUUUACAAGUCAAGAAAGCUCAUCAGGUCAAAACACGUAGUCCAUACUGGCUGCAUGGAAAACUUUUUUCUCUGAUGAAACACAGUUUUAUUGAUAGGUGAACUCCAGGACAUGGAAAAAAACCUCCAUGAUUCCUUACCAUUGACUUCUCUGAUUGCUCCAUUUGAAGCACACACAAUGGAGAGAAAGAAGAGGAUAUUUCACAUGAAAUUCCACAGAUCUCUCAGCAACCUGAGUUGAUAUCCUAUGUUUCUCUGGCUUUUCUUCCCCCCAGUUUAUUUGGCUUUGUAACAUACAGGAUAACUACAGUGAAAUGAUCAUAUAUGCAUACAUAUAAAUUUUUUGAGGUAUAAAAUUAUUUAGCUUAUGUGAAAGAGAAAAAUAGACUACGUCCUUUUACCUUGUGAAAGUCGUGGCAGAUUUUGCCUACAAAAACAUCUGUUGCUUAAAAUUUAAGAUUACAAGAACACAUUUUUAAGGCAUCCUUGUGAUUAUCUUAAGUACUUUGAGCACAGCACACACUAUAUGCAAUUCUGAAAAAGGAUCAGUCUUCCCAUUUAAGGACUUUUCCACUUCUCUUUCUAAAUACUGCUUUCCUGUUACCACACUUGGAAGUCCUCUAUAUUUGACUCUGACUUGAAACUCAGAAUUUUGAGAUUGAUGAUUUAAAAAAAAAAAUUUGCUAUUUUUAAUGGUAAAAAUGGAAGAAAGGAACUUUAAGAAAGUGGAUUCCCCUAAGAAGGUGCUCAUCAAAUGUAUUCCCCCAUUCUGGCAUUUUGUUGGCUGAUAGUAGGUAAUUGGAAGUCAUUCAAGAUAUCCUUAGAGUGUUGUAAGUUUUGCAGGAUUUUUAAUAAAUAAAUUUUGCAUAUGCAGCAGGUUUUAGGGCCCUGUGCUUAAUGGGAUUUAUGGUAGAUGUACUUUGCAACAGACCAGAGGUGGACAUAGGUGAGAGCUCUGCUUCUCCCCUGUCCUCCUGGGGCAGUCCUGGCCUAAAGAUAUGGGACAAAAUAGACAGAGAAAUGCUUAUGUAGUGAUUUCAUUUCCUUUACGGAGAAUCUCCUGAUGUUUUGAGCAAAAGUUUGAAUGUAUUUUUCUUUUGACCAAAUAUACUACAUUAUCUGUUGGUGUUUUCUUUCAAUUCAACCAAGGUUGAGUGCCACCAAUCUGCUGGUUUUGUCUCCAUGUUAGAAGAAGUUAAUGGUGAUGAUGGUUGUGAUACUGACUAUUUUUACU
Messenger RNA from Lepidothrix coronata (blue-crowned manakin), 2434 nucleotides. RefSeq names its product chromosome unknown C1orf52 homolog (gene CUNH1orf52). Bases 1 to 714 code for a protein of 237 amino acids. The record is from RefSeq and is a predicted model, not a curated record. Lineage: Eukaryota; Metazoa; Chordata; Aves; Passeriformes; Pipridae. The transcript has 4 exons.